This is a messenger RNA of Staurois parvus, 346 nucleotides long. The record is from the annotation of a GenBank genome assembly. NCBI's taxonomy places the organism in Eukaryota, Metazoa, Chordata, Amphibia, Anura, Ranidae.
AAACAUAAUACAGUGCAAACAAACCAAAACCAACCACCCACAGAUAACAGUAACAUACAAGCAAGCGUCGUCAGGCAGGCCGGGUCAAUAUCAAUUGGCAGGUAGGUAACAGGGGGAGCAAGCGGAGAAUGGUCGGGGUCACAGGCCAGGUUCAGCACCGUAGCAAGCAGCGUAGUACAGAGGGUCAAGCAGAGGGAUGGUCAGGUGUCACAAGCCAGGGAUCAGAACAGGACAGGUAGCAAGCAGCGUAGAACAGAGGGUCAGCAAAGGAACAGAAACAGGAUGCUGGGACAGAUACAGGGCCCAGGACAAACACACACCAAGGCAGAUCUGUGGGUCUGGCCAU